UAAAAAAAUUAUAAUAAUUUAAUAUAAUCUAAAAAUAUCUUAAAUUUCGUUUAUCUUUAACUCUGUAUUUUUAUUUAAGUGUAUUAUAUUUACGUAUUUGUUUAGUCAAGAUUAUUCUUGGCGGGAUAUAGAGAUUUUUUAUAGAUUUUUUUUUUAUGUUACUAUUAAAAAUUCUUCUUAAUUUAAAUUUUGAUGUACCAACUCCCUGGGGUAUAUAUUUUCAAGAUAGUGCUACCCCCCAGUGUGAGGGGCUGAUCGAAUUGCAUGACCACAUCAUUAUCGUGCAAAAAAAAAGAGCCAAAUUCCGGGGACCUCUUAAAGCUCUAGUAACCAAGGAGAUUUGGUAAACUUAUCUCUGGCUUAGCUAAUCACUAUAGAUAUGGUAAUAUCACUAGAGAUAGAAAAAUAAUAUUUCAUUUCGAAAAUGGACUAUCGCGGAUCUAAAUCAGAUAAUGUUUUAUAUGUAAAAGAGCAACGAGUAGAUGGUUUUUCGGUUUGUCUUCAAUGCU
Molecule: messenger RNA, 509 nt
Organism: Durotheca rogersii
Lineage: Eukaryota; Fungi; Ascomycota; Sordariomycetes; Xylariales; Xylariaceae
Exons: 1
Coding region: 156-347 (63 amino acids)
Biological process (GO): electron transport chain
Cellular component (GO): membrane
Source: RefSeq, a predicted model, not a curated record